Molecule: messenger RNA, 3483 nt
Organism: Trypanosoma grayi
Lineage: Eukaryota; Euglenozoa; Kinetoplastea; Trypanosomatida; Trypanosomatidae
Product: myosin IB heavy chain
Exons: 1
Coding region: 1-3483 (1160 amino acids)
Biological process (GO): actin filament organization; vesicle transport along actin filament
Cellular component (GO): cytoplasm; vesicle; myosin complex
Molecular function (GO): actin filament binding; ATP binding; microfilament motor activity
Source: RefSeq, a predicted model, not a curated record
AUGGCAUGUGUCGACUUUAAGAAGCCGAUCACGGUUGGCGUGGAGGAUCUUGUGCUGCUACCACAGCUCUCUGACAAAACCAUCAUGGAGAACCUCAGGCUCCGCCACAGCAAAGACAUCAUCUACACGAGCAUCGGACCCGUGCUUCUGACUGUGAAUCCGUUCAAGAAGAUUCCGAAUCUCUAUAGCGAGGAACGCAUAGAAUUCUUUCGAGGUGGUGGAAAGAGCAGCAGUGGUGGUGUCGCUGGAUGCAACCACGGUGGUCCGCACAUAUUUGGCUUAGCGGAAGAAACCUACCGUACCAUGGUGUCCGAGGAGGAGAACCAGUGCGUUAUCAUCUCUGGGGAGUCAGGGGCGGGGAAGACAGAGGCGUCCAAGCACAUCAUGCAGUACAUCUCCGCUGUGUCGGGCAACACACAGGAGAUGCAGCGCGUAAAGCACAUUAUCCUUGAGUCGAACCCGUUGCUGGAGGCAUUUGGUAAUGCAAAAACUGUUCGCAACGAUAACAGCUCUCGCUUCGGGAAGUUCUUUGAGAUCUUCUUUGACCGUCUAGGUGGUCCUGUUGGCGGCCGCAUGUCAAACUUCCUCCUUGAGAAGUCGCGGGUGGUAAGCCAGCAGAAGGGGGAGCGGAACUUCCACGUGUUUUACCAAAUGUGCCACGGGGCUGAACCUGCACUUCGAGAGCGGCUGCGGCUGCGUGACGCGGACGAGUUCUUCUACUUAAACCAGGGCGCCGCGCUCGACCGCGCCGGCACCGACGAUGCGGAAGAGUGGACGGCGACGCUCGCAGCGAUGGAGGCGAUGUCGCUCACACGGGCGGACCGGCAGGGCGUUUUCGAAGCGUUGGCGCUCAUACUGCACAUCGGCGAGCUGCAGCUCGCCCCAGCAGUUGCAACAGGCGAUGCCGCGUCGUUGACUGUGGCAAACCGUGACGAGCUCUCUUUCUGCGCUGGGCUUCUGGGUGUUGAUGCGGCCGCAUUGGAACGGGCGCUCACAUGGAAACGGCUUGAGAUGGGUGUCAGUGAAGUGGUGGAUGUUCCUCUUGAUGUGCAGCAGUGCCGCAACACGCGUGAUGCCAUUGCCAAGGCCCUGUAUCACCAUCUGUUUGAUUUUAUUAUUGAGACUGUGAAUAUGGCGUUGGGAGAGAAGAAGCACGACUUGAUGCUUGGUGUACUUGACAUUUAUGGAUUCGAGGUAUUUGAGAAGAAUGGUUUUGAACAGUUCUGCAUCAACUAUGUCAACGAAAAACUGCAGCAGAUAUUUAUCGAGUUAACACUAAAGGUGGAGCAAGAAGAGUACGUGCGGGAGAAGAUACCAUGGGAGGAGAUCAAAUACUUCAACAAUAAGAUUGUAUGUGAUCUUAUUGAAGGCACACAACCGCCCGGACUAUUUGCUGUGAUUGACGAUGUGUGCGCGACGAUGUCGAAGGAGGCGGAGUCUGUUGCCGACAUCAAGAUGCUUGACAAACUGGACGCCGCACACGCUGGCAACCCGCACUUUCACCGGACUGACCAGGGAUUCUGCAUCAAGCACUACGCGGGUGACGUGCAGUACAAUGCGGAUGGAUUCACGAACCGGAACAAGGACCUCCUUAGCGCUGACGUUGUUGCGUUGCUCCGCUCUAGUACCAACAGUUUUUUGCGUAAAAUCCUAUCUGAGAUCGUUGUGGUCGAAACGGGAAGUGUAGGUGGCGGCAAGAAGAAACGCACGACAACUGCCGGUUUUAAGAUACGCCAACAGGCUGCAAAUCUUGUCACGACGCUCAUGGGCUGCAACCCGCAUUACGUCCGGGCCAUUAAGUCAAACGACGAAAAGCGCCAUAACUUUCUGGACGAGGCGCGGGUGCUGCACCAGGUGAAGUACUUGGGUCUGCUGGAGAGUGUUCGCGUUCGACGAGCGGGAUACAGCUACCGGCAGUACUUUGACAAAUUUCUGAAGCGCUUCAAGUACAUCAGCCCUGCAACGUUUCCCCGCCCAUUUAGGGGUUCAGACGCCGAGGCCUGCAGUGCCCUCCUGCAGCAUGUCAGCAAUGUCCUUCCAACAGGCUCGUGGCAACUGGGCCAGCACAAAGUGUUUAUCCGGCAGCCGCAGCACCUCUUCGUCCUAGAAGACCUCCGUGAAGAGGCAUUUGACAAAAUUGUCUACAAAAUUCAACGCUCAUGGUACCACUACCGGCAGAACAAGGAUGGGAUUCUCCUCAAGGCCGGUAUGGGGCGCCUGUACGCGAAGGCAGGGAAGGCACGACGGGCCGACAGUGUGUUCCGCCCCUAUUUCGGUGACUACCUCGACUAUCGCUCCAGACUUGUGCCGCUGCACCCGUGUGUGGAUUUUAAUCCCAUCGGAGUCGCAUGGAAGGAAUACUUUUCAGAGACGGGAAAGCGGUAUUACCACAAUUUCAUCCUCCAGCAAACCCAGUGGGAGCGUCCGCGUGAGCUAUCACCGCAGAAAAUAAUCUUUAGUGGUCUUGUGGAGCGUGUCUUUGACCAUGGAAAGGCACUCUUGGAGAAAAACUUUUUUAUCGUGACCGAUCUUGCCGUCUACCUCAUUCAAGAGCAGGUGGAAACGGUCGUGCAACCAUCUGUGAAGCCCACACGGAGAAAUCCCCGUCCCACACCACCCAUAUCCUCCACUGUGAGAAGAUAUAUUCUGAAAAAGCGGAUUGACAUGCGUCUGUUGUCAGGGAUUUCUCUCACGAAGCAUGCCGAUACGCUUCUUGUGUUGCAUUUCUAUCAGCCGUUGACGCCUUACCGGCAGGUGGUGCACACAGCAAGCAAGCACGUCCACAAGUGUGAGUGUUGUGGGAGCAAACUGUCGCCGGCCGCAAAGAAGCAAAACUGCCCAGGCUGUGGGCGCCUUUGCUGCUCGAAAAACUGCCUUCUCUACACACGGCCGUUCCCGACCCUCCUGGGACACUCAAAGCCGGUGCGAGUCUGCCCGAAUUGUGUGCACGGGGAGCCGUAUGAGCUCGUCGAGGACGUAGUGUUGCUGAGCCCCAUGAAGACGGAAAUUGCCGCACUGUUGCGGAAGACGUACCGACAGUUGAUGGGUAACAAGGUACCGUUGAGCGUCGACAACGCGCUGACGUACCAACUCGCUGGUGAAAGUCAGCGGCGGCACCUCACCGCCAUGGCCUCCGAAUCCAUUACGGAGACAGCCGUUCUCGCUGCAGGUCCCGCCGCCCUCACGGUGAGUGCGCCGCUUGGCAUAUCACAGGAGAAGAUCCGCGCAGUUGAGACGGCGCGGGAGCAGCGGCGCAUCGCUCUGGCGGAGCGACGCCGGCAGGAAGAAGAAGAGGAGCGGAGCCGCGAGGCCGCGCGGGAGCGGCAGCGGGCGGAGGAGCACCGGUGCAUGGUGGAGGAGCGCAAGAAGGCGCGAGCGGAAGCAGAGGAAAGUGCCGAGGCGGAACGGAUGCGGCGCGAGCAAACAGCGCGGGAGCGGCGUGAGGAAGCGGCGCGAGUUGUGGCGGAGCGAUCGACGUGGUAG